AGCAACUCCGGGAACGGGUAUCGGAAUUUCCUCCAACCAGCAGACAACGACGGCGGCAUUAAUCUGGCCAGUGUUUUAGGCAGGAAGAGCGUGCGUUCUUGUGUCGUGGUAGUUUAUUGUGAGAGGCAGCGGAAGAAGUGUGGCAGGAGCAGAACCAGGAGACCGCCGGAGCAACAACAACAACAACAGCAGCAACAGCAACACCGAAAAUGUCCACGAACAGCGGCGGUGGUGGUGGUGGAAACUUUCCAACCAUCGUAGCCGUGUCCAACUAUCACGAUAUUUACGUUCAACAGUCCCGGAACGAGGGGUUAGAUAGCACAAAUACGGCAACAGCAACCACAGCACCUCCGGAUCGAGCGGCACCCGUGAACGCAAGGACGAUGGUGGUGGCUAUUCCCCCACCACAGCAGCAACCGGCCGCAUCAUCAUCGUCGUCGUCAGGCACAGCCCGAAGCGGCGUCUAUCCCACCACUGCCGGGCAACCCACGUUACUAGCGCCAGCCGGCAACGAUCUGCCUUCGUACGAGGAAGCGGUAAACAUCGAGGGACCGCCACCGUCGUACGAUUCGCUGUACGAGGUGGCCCGGGAAGUGCACAAAAAUUCGCUAGGAGUACUAGAUUUUGUAAAGAACAUCGUCAUCCUCGUCCUUGGCACCCUCGGUUGCACCAUCAUCCUCGGUAUCACCAUCGUCAUCCCGGUGUGUAUGCUCGUGUUCGGGACCGUCUACCUGUACGACUGUCCGCAGGGUGAGUACAUCCCGGUCUAUCUGCUCGUCGGCGGUGGCUUUGGAGUGUUGAAGCAGCUGCUACACCUGUCGACGCGGGUGCGCAGCCGGGAGGAGCAGGAACUGGAGCGGCUCCGGCAGACGCCUACCCAAACGCUAAUCAACUGCUUCAUGCUGGGCUGGUUCAUCAUCGGUUCGUUCUGGAUCUAUCGCAUCUACGAGCCGAACUACGAUCCCGCGCUCGGCAAGUACUGCAACAAGUCACUGUACCUGUUCACCUUCUGGCUGAUCACUUCCGUCUACAUGAUGCUCGGCAUCGUAACCGUCGUGCUGUGCAGCGUCAGCAUCAUCAGUCUCAUCUUUCACCGGCACUCCUAAACCGCGUGCACUAAGCUGGUCCACCAGCUGGCUGCCGGUAGGGCAUAGGAAUACACCGGGGGACCAGAAAAUCGGACCGGGUACCCGGCAAAACUCUCCUCCUGCUAGUAAAGGUCCUUUUCUUUUCUUUUGUUUUUUGCGAUUGAAACCACUUCGUAACCAGGCCGUGGAUCUUUUUACAAAUGGUGGUACGCAAAUAGAGGGGACAUUAAGAACGGCCCACUGUUGGGUUUUCCCUGUUCCCAACUAAUCUAUAAGCGAUCGUACAAUCGACAUGCUUAAACACAGUACGCUGAUCGCAUACCCCAACCAGCCGCGCUUCUAUGACGCUUCUGUGACGUGUUUUUGGCCUGAAGGGAGUUGUGGAGACGAUGUACUAAAUCGCAUGCUUCGAUCUGCACGUUGAACGUGAUUUGUUGUUGCUAUGUUUGCGUGUGUAAUGUGUUGCGCGAUGGUAACAGUGAUUGCUUUGGCUCUCUUUUGCACUCUGCUCUCGCUCCAUUUUUCCAAAAAAUAUUAUUUCAUUUUUGUAUGAAAAUUUAAUGAAAACGAGCAACGAAUACAUAAAACACUCUAUGAGAGGACACCGCGUUUGAGGUUGCCCGGUACACUCCUCGAGGAGGCCAGUUUGAGUUAGGGUUUAAGAUUUAGUUAUAAGUUCAAGCGACCGAAACGAUACCUACCAGGGUAAACGACCAGCAGCAAUAGAUCACAUUCUUUCCUUCCACAAUAACAUCUUUUUUUAGAACGAACAUCAUGCCCAAAAACACAUAACCAUGCACACUGCAUGCUCACUAGAUUGUCGUCAUGGUGGUGUGCGCUCUCAUCGUAAUUUCAUCGCACACCACUUAGGCUAGCCAACUAAAUCGAAAUCGAAUUGAAUUAAUUGAGUAUUAAACUGAACCAUAGAACAGGGUCUGAUAGUCAGACAAACGUGGAAGUGAUAUAGAAGACGCUCACUCAAUAGCGGACAACCACUCUCCCCCUCCCCCCGAUGGAAGGCUUAGUUCGAAAAGUGUCUUUCAUUUUUGGCUAGCCACUUUCCUAACGACUUAGAAAAUACUAUCCGCUACAUCUAUAUACAUACAUAUAUAUACAUCUAUAUAUUUGUACGUGUGUGCGUGUGUGUUUCGUGAUAUUUUUCGCUCCUUUAACGACGCACAAAACAGGAUUAUGAAGGCAAACGAGAGAGAGAUAGAGAAAGAGAGACACGUGUAUUUAUCUGCAUAAAGGAAAACUGAAGAAAAGUUUGUUCGCUUCGUUCGAUUACAAAAACAAACAACGCCCCACUAAAAGCACCACUAUGAUAAAUGGUGUAUCCAUAAUUAUUAUUAAAUUUGUUUAGAUGUUUAACAACCAACAACCACCAACCGAUUCGCACUACAUGAUAGCGACGAGGAUGAUAAUGAUGAUGAAUGAAUGAAUGAGGCCAGACCGGAGUCCAUUUUUUACUGCGUGGUGUGGCAUGCGUCAGGGGAUACGAUAGAAGGGUGGGAAAUUGGAAACUUGAAACAAAAAAAAACGAUACUAUAUAUAUAUAUACAUAUAUUUACUCGAGAACACUGCUGAGAUGAGUUUUGAUGAGCAUGGUUAGGGUCCCUUUAGUCCCCUAAGUCAGCCUGCUGCCAAAGAGUACGCUCGGAGGGAAGACGGGGGAGGGAUACGCGCCAUGAACGCCUCGCGAUUGCUUCGACCGGAUGUGCCGCUCUAGGUGAGAUGAGACACGGGAAUGUUUCCAUUUCUUCAAAUUGCCAGAACCAAUAAAGAUAAACACACCUUCAAAACACACUCUGACCACGUACCU
This is a messenger RNA of Anopheles darlingi, 2910 nucleotides long. RefSeq lists its product as uncharacterized. The record is from RefSeq and is a predicted model, not a curated record. NCBI's taxonomy places the organism in Eukaryota, Metazoa, Arthropoda, Insecta, Diptera, Culicidae. Bases 210 to 1106 code for a protein of 298 amino acids. The transcript is spliced from 3 exons.